AUGGGACUGCAACAAUCAACAAGGCAUUACACUUCUCAGCAUACCAGGCAAGGUUCUCGCUCACAUCCUUCUGAGACUUAUCAGAGACCACUUGCUGACUCCACAGCAAUCUGGAUUUACUCCUCGAAAGUCCACAAUAUUCAAUAUCCUGGUGCUUUGAGUCAAUGUAGAUUCCUGGCCAAGAAGAGCAUCGCCGUACUGGAGCAACCUCCCUAUUUCAUCGACCUGGCUUCAUGUCGUUUUUCCUCUUCCCAAGCUCAAGGGGGUCAUCAAGGGCUCCAUUUUGAAGUUGUGAACUACAUCAAAAAGGCCAUGAUGACAACUGUGGAGGAUCCCGGAAGAAUCCUUCCAGGAGUGCAUGGAAGCACGGCAGAGAAUGAUGAGAAAGCAGGUACGGUUGAGCUGAGACCUCCCGCUGCAGCUGGUGUACAGGACGCAAGGGGAUACUACACUAACUUAAAAAACACCUUUUCCUGCCCACACUGCCCGUAUCUCACCCCGAAAAAGCAGCACCUGAAAGUCCAUCUGCUCAUCCACACCGGCGAAAAACCUUACGCGUGUCAAUUUUGCAGUUUUAAGUGCGCGCGGUCGGGGGUUUUGAGGAAUCACGUCCGGAGACAUACUGGAGAGAAGCCUUAUGUUUGUCCUCACUGUCCCUAUCGCUCGGUGCAGCUCAGUACUAUGAAGAAGCAUGUUAGGAUUAUACACUCGUCUAAUUAG
Messenger RNA from Penaeus vannamei (Pacific white shrimp), 720 nucleotides. Lineage: Eukaryota; Metazoa; Arthropoda; Malacostraca; Decapoda; Penaeidae. The record is from RefSeq and is a predicted model, not a curated record.